Molecule: messenger RNA, 777 nt
Organism: Diabrotica balteata
Lineage: Eukaryota; Metazoa; Arthropoda; Insecta; Coleoptera; Chrysomelidae
Source: the annotation of a GenBank genome assembly
AUGUAUUAUCCAACUUUAGUCAUCGUAUUUUACCUAUGUUUAGCGGACGGUUUUCUACUAGACGGCUCGGCCAACUCAUUUUCUCAGUUCAGAAAAUGGGGUGGCGGCACCAACGGCAGCUUAGAGUUCGAAUUUAAGACAGAUCAACCAAAUGGCUUGCUGCUUUACACUGACGAUGGAGGUACUUAUGACUUCUUCGAGAUCAAGCUAGUAGAGGGAGCAUUGCGCUUGAGGUACAACUUGGGAGGUGGUGCUCAGAUCAUAACUGUAGGUAGAGACCUAAACGACGGUCAUUGGCACAAAGUCCAUGUUCAGAGACAUGAGGAUAGGACAAUACUUACUGUAGAUGGGGUAUCUCAAAUGAGGACCUCGCGAGGAAAAGAGUUCAACUUCGGGCGGUUUACUACUAAUUCGGACGUGUUCGUGGGAGGUAUGCCGACGUGGUACAAUACGAAGUUAACGUUGCUCGCGCUACCAAGUGUGAUUUUCGAACCUCGGUUUGUGGGAGCGGUUAGAAAUCUCAUUUAUCCAGACACUGAGGGCGGCACUCCAAGACGGCAGGAAACCAGGCCUAAGGAUCACAGGAUGGUUUUCGUGCAUGGCCGCCUUUAUUUUAAUCUGUCGUCCGUCGCAUCUCAUGGCGACAGCAAGUCCCACUUAUUUGACCGGACCGGUGCUACUCCGAGCUGUGAACUGUUAAAGAUAUCCCCAAUAACAUCCGCUCAACCCUCCGCCUACACUUUUCAGGCGACGACUGAAACUGAAAGCAAUAUUUGA